Hyla sarda is the source of this 3339-nucleotide messenger RNA. It is a transcript of the gene CIART, whose product is annotated as circadian associated repressor of transcription. Lineage: Eukaryota; Metazoa; Chordata; Amphibia; Anura; Hylidae. Gene Ontology annotation, molecular function: RNA polymerase II cis-regulatory region sequence-specific DNA binding. The record is from RefSeq and is a predicted model, not a curated record. The coding region runs from base 432 to 1796 and encodes 454 amino acids. Gene Ontology annotation, cellular component: nucleus. The transcript is spliced from 7 exons. Gene Ontology annotation, biological process: circadian regulation of gene expression; negative regulation of DNA-templated transcription.
UGAUGGUAUGCACGUGUUUGUAUGUAAGUGCAACAGGAGAGACAGUCUGGGAUCUGCAGAGACAUCCGCUCAUAGGGAGAGACAUCAGCUACCUGCAACUGGAGAUAUAGGCAUUCCUGCCGGACACUGCUUCGGAAUCUGAGGCUGCUGCAGCUGGGAAGACUAUUAGAUUGAAGCUGAAGGGCAUCCUGGGACUACUAGUACCCAGACACCCCCUGAUAUCCUCUGCUAGACCUCCAAUAUUAAAGAUCAGAGACAUCAAAAGAAACUGCUGACUGCAAAAGAGACAGCCAGCGACUAAACAGAGACCACUGCACGAGGUGCGGCCCAGGACGCCACCCAGAUCGCUGACAGACAGGACAAAGAGCGCAGCAAACAGACUGCAGUCGGGCAGCCCGAGACCCAGACGCCGAGAGGCAGCUGAUUCAUACAUGGAAGAUACAGAGUCCUCCGACUUCUUGUCGUCUUGUGACUCCUUCUGUUCCACAAGCAUUUCCAACGCCACCGACCAAGAAGGGCACAAGUAUGUCGACUUCAAUGUCUUCCUCGCCGACCCCAUGGAAGAGAGCAGCAACAAGACGGAAGAGGAUUUCGAUAACUCCAGCAUGAUCCCCAACUCCCGGUUGACUAGCGCCGACCACCCGGUCCUGAUACGUUUGGAGAACGAGUAUCAAGCCCGGAGGACCUUCUGGGACCGCCGAACGGGGCAACAUCUCCUGUACCAUGGAGACGUGGAAAGGAGGACGACUUCUACUAGUCAGAGCAACUUGACUAAUGGCGAGUCGUCCCUAAACAAGAACCAGGACAAGACAAUCAAGCAUUUCGUACUGCAAAACGAGGAAAAGUUGGAAGCCCCCCAGAGACUCAAACGGCAAAGGAUCCCGGAGACAGAGAUGACUUCUGAUUGGUGGAGGGACAGGGAGUCCACCCUACACGAGUCUGAAGGAGACCGGAUCUUUGCUCAAAAGUGCCGUGAACUUCAGGGCUUUGUGAAGCCUCUAACAGAUUUACUGAAUGGACUGAAACGAGGGAGAUAUGACCGAGGACUGAGCAGUUUCCAGCAGAGUGUGGCUAUGGAUCGUAUACAGAGGAUAGUCGGAGUUCUUCAAAAGCCAGAGAUGGGAGAGCGGUACCUGGGCACACUUCUGCAGGUGGAGAUGAUGCUGAAGGUUUGGUUCCCGGAGGUCACCAGCUCCCUCUCCUCCUUUUCGUCCUCGUCCUCAGACAUUGAUAUGGAGGAACCCAAGUAUAAAAUGGCCAAGCAACCAUUGGUUACAUCUACCCAGAAGAGUUGUGUGACGGGGCCAACGUCCAGCAGCGAGUCAGUGACUACUCCCUCCGACCAUCCGGCCCAGGCCCCCCUGCAUCCUGAUUGUGCCUGCUGCAAAGAACGGGCUCAGGUCUUGGCCCAGUUGCCCAAUAUGAACAUGACGUGGAUGCACAUGGCCCCCAUCUGUAAUCCCCCUAUCAGCCAAGUCGACCUUCAUAGUCUCAACAGGGCCCUGAGCCAGGACUUGCUUGGACCCAACGCGCCCAGUUGUGGCAUCAUCUUCUUUGUGCAGAACAAUCAGCCAUCAUCGCCGUCUCAUCCUACCAUGGCAACCAAGGAGCAAAGGCCCUCUCUAACCCGCAGCCAAGGGAACCCAGAGGAAUUUCCACUCCGCAGCCGUAGCGCACCGGCCAUCACCCAAUUUGGUGACACCCAAAGUCUGAAGGUCUCCAAGACCCAUUCACAUUCCCUCCUCCAGCUUCCAACAUGUACUCAAAGGCCUGCAAGAGAGAAUACCGAAACCUGAACCCGGGCGUCUACAAGAACACUCCUCACCUGACCGGACCGUCCGGUUUUGGGUCUGACCAAUGACCCCAACACUUCAAUACGGAGGGGGACGUUUAAACCAUACAUUGGAUUUGUCAUGUUUCUCUUUUUUUCUUAUUUUUGAGGAACUUACUCCAUUGAGAUGUAACCCGGGACGUAUAGGGUGGAGAGCUGGAUUCCAAAGACGUGCGGGAAAACAAGAUGGCGUGUUUCAGGCAAAUAGCAAUAUUUCACAACCCAAUGGGGGGGGUCUAAAACUUUUGCAGCCUACUGAAGCCCCCAAGGAUUGGGGGGGAGGGGGCAGCAUCGACUUCACUCUACUACAUUUCCCCUGCUGCGAGCCUCAUGAUCUGUGCAGGACAUUGGAUUUGGAGGGUGCAUGUAAAAUAAAUUGUACUCUGUCUAUGGGGCAAUGUUUUAUGUAUAGAAACCCUUAUAGAAGUCAAAUACACCUUCUAUUGACCACUAUGGGCACCUGCUCGAUUUUUGGUCUUCAGUGGUUUUUACACAUGGGAACCAUUGCCUCGCUGUGUAGUCACCGUGUACGUGAACAAAUAUGAUGAUAAUUAUUAGAGGCCUUGCCCUUUAAGGCAUUUAAAUAGGGUGUGUCCAUGCACAGGUUAUCAGAUUUAGGAAAAUCUCAUUACUAUUGCAGCCAUAGAGGGGGUGACAUGUGACUCCCAAUCCACGGUGGUUAGUCAGGCCUGACAGUCUUGUUGCUAGGGACAGACUGCCUAGUAACCAGGGAUGUCAGACAGCUCUAGUUACCAAUCUGAAUCCAAUAUAUGAAUAUUGCCCGGUGUUGGCUUCAUUCAGGACCCUGAUAUUUUAGGAAUCCAGGACAGACUCCUAAAGUUUUUUUUUUUUUCCGCAGAUACAAAGUAGCCGACGUUAUUGCACAAUUAUUUAUUUUCAGUCGUGUUCGCUUUUCGAGCGGGAAUCGGGGCAUGUAACCUCUAUGCACUAAGAAGGUCUAUGCAGUUUUACAGCGAUUCUAAAUAUGGGUAAAGGCCAGUUUAUAGCUGGGAUUGGCAGCAAACGGGCAUCGCGUGGGCAUCGCGUGCCGCCUCCUGUAUCCCAUGAUUCAGGUGCAUUGGUGCGAGAGUUUAUAGGGUCACAGCAGCACAUAAGUAUUUCAGGAGAGGAGUGUGCAGAUUUCUUGUGGACGACAGUAGAGAUUACUUCAGUGAUGGGGGUCGUGAUGACGCAGGAUAUGUGGGAAGAGUCACAGCAGCACAGAGGAUUUUUGGGGUAGGCAGGUGACCUGACUGUUUCUGUUAAUGAUGUUGGUGAAGACAGGAUAUGGGCCGAAAACAUGGAGGGGGGGGGGGGAGGGGGGGCGGUCAGAGAAAGAGAACUGGGAUCCACAGCAGCACAGAGGAUUUCAGCAGCGUAGUUUGUUCUGCUCUUCUGGGAGGCAGCGGAACGACUGCAACCUACUGAGGACGAGACUGAGAUCACUUUUUUUUUGUUUUUGUUUUUUAACAUUAUUUUGUAAAAUAAAGAAACUUUUUUAUUGUAAA